This is a messenger RNA of Choloepus didactylus (southern two-toed sloth), 4924 nucleotides long. Its product is annotated as polycystin-2. NCBI's taxonomy places the organism in Eukaryota, Metazoa, Chordata, Mammalia, Pilosa, Megalonychidae. Bases 1 to 2910 code for a protein of 969 amino acids. The record is from RefSeq and is a predicted model, not a curated record. Gene Ontology annotation, cellular component: membrane. Gene Ontology annotation, molecular function: signaling receptor binding; voltage-gated sodium channel activity; muscle alpha-actinin binding. Gene Ontology annotation, biological process: potassium ion transmembrane transport; detection of mechanical stimulus; release of sequestered calcium ion into cytosol. The transcript has 15 exons.
AUGGUGAACUCCAGCCGCGUGCAGCCGCAGCAGCCCGGGGACCCGAAGAGGCCGCCGGCGUCCCGAGCGGCGGGCCCGGGCCGGCUGAUGGCGGGCAGCGCGGCAGUGGGCGCCGGCCUUCCCCUCCGCGAGCAGAGGGGCCUGGAGAUCGAGAUGGAGCGCAUCCGGCAGGCGGCCGCGCGGGAUCCCCCGGCUGGAGCCUCGGCCUCUCCUUCUCCGCCUCUCUCGUCCUGUUCGAGGCAGGCAUGGAGCCGGGAUAACCCGGGCUUCGAGGCCGAGGAGGAGGAGGAGGAAGAGGAGGAAGAAGAGGUGGAAGGGGAAGAAGGGGGAAUGGUGGUGGAGAUGGACGUGGAGUGGCGCCCGGGCAGCCGGAGGUCGGCUGCCUCCUCAGCCGUGAGCUCUGGGGGCGCCGGCGGCCGGGGACUGGGGGGCUACCACGGCGCCGGACACCCGAGCGGGAGGCGGCGCCGGCUAGAGGAUCAGGGCCCGUCGUGCCCCAGCCCGGCCGGCGGCGGGGACCCGCUGCAUCGCCACCUCGCCCUGGACGGGCAGCCGCCCCGAGUGGCCUGGGCCAAGAGGCUGGUACGCGGGCUGCGAGGUCUCUGGGGAACAAGACUCACAGAGGAAAGCAAUACUAACCGAGAGAAGUACCUUAAAAGUGUUUUACGAGAACUGGUCACAUACCUCCUUUUUCUCAUAGUGUUGUGCAUCUUGACCUAUGGGAUGAUGAGCUCCAGUAUGUACUACUAUACCCGGAUAAUGUCACAGCUCUUCGUAGAUACCCCAGUGUCCAAAAUGGAGAAAACCAACUUUAAAACUCUUUCUUCGGUGGAAGACUUCUGGAAGUUUGCAGAAGGUGCCUUGCUGGAUGGUCUGUACUGGAAGGCAGGGUCCAGUAACAGGACCGAAGCUGACAACCGAAGUUUCAUUUACUAUGAAAACCUGCUGUUAGGGGUACCACGUAUUCGGCAACUUAAAGUCAGAAACGGAUCCUGUUCCAUCCCCCAGGACUUGAGAGAUGAAAUUAAAGAGUGCUAUGACGUCUACUCUGUCAGUAGUGAAGACAGGGCUCCAUUCGGUCCACGAAAUGGAACCGCUUGGACCUAUACAAGCGAAAAAGACUUGAAUGGGAGUAGCCACUGGGGAAUGAUUGCAACUUACAGUGGAGCUGGCUACUACCUGGAUUUGUCAAGAACAAGAGAGGAAACAGCUGUCCAGGUUGCUUACCUCAAGAAACAUGUCUGGCUGGACCGAGGAACCAGGGCAACUUUUAUUGACUUUUCAGUAUACAACGCCAACGUUAACCUGUUUUGUGUGGUCAGGUUAUUGGUUGAAUUCCCAGCAACAGGCGGUGUGAUUCCAUCUUGGCAAUUCCAGCCUGUAAAGCUGAUCCAAUAUGUUACACCUUUUGAUUUCUUCCUGGCAGCCUGUGAGAUUAUCUUUUGUUUCUUUAUCCUUUACUAUGUGGUGGAAGAGAUAUUGGAAAUUCGCAUUCACAAGCUACACUAUUUCAGGAGUUUCUGGAAUUGUCUGGAUGUUGUGAUCAUUGUGCUAUCAGUGGUAGCUAUAGGAAUUAAUAUAUACAGAGCAUCAAAUGUGGAGGUGCUGCUACAGUUUCUGGAAGAUCAAAAUACUUUCCCCAACUUUGAACAUCUGUCAUACUGGCAAAUACAGUUUAAUAAUGUAGCUGCUGUCACAGUAUUUUUUGUCUGGAUUAAGCUCUUCAAAUUCAUCAACUUUAACAGGACCAUGAGCCAGCUCUCCACUACCAUGUCUCGAUGUGCCAAAGACCUCUUUGGCUUUGCUAUUAUGUUCUUCAUUAUUUUUCUAGCAUAUGCUCAGUUGGCAUACCUUGUCUUUGGCACUCAAGUUGAUGACUUCAGCACUUUCCAAGAAUGUAUUUUCACUCAAUUCCGUAUCAUUUUGGGCGAUGUGAACUUUGCAGAGAUUGAGGAAGCUAAUAGAAUUUUGGGACCAAUUUAUUUCACUACCUUUGUGUUCUUUAUGUUCUUCAUUCUUUUGAAUAUGUUUUUGGCCAUCAUCAAUGAUACUUACUCAGAAGUUAAAUCUGAUUUGGCACAACAGAAAGCUGAAAUGGAACUCUCAGAUCUUAUCAAAAAGGGAUACCAUAGAGCCUUGGUCAAACUAAAACUGAAAAAAAAUACUGUGGAUGACAUUUCAGAGAGUCUGCGGCAAGGGGGAGGCAAGUUAAACUUUGAUGAACUUCGACAAGAUCUCAAAGGGAAGGGCCAUACUGAUGCAGAGAUUGAGGCAAUAUUCACAAAAUAUGACCAAGAUGGAGACCAAGAACUGACCGAACAUGAGCACCAGCAGAUGAGAGAUGACUUGGAAAAAGAGAGGGAGGACCUGGACCUGGAUCACAGCUCUUUACCACGUCCCAUGAGCAGCCGAAGUUUCCCACGAAGCCUGGAUGACUCUGAGGAGGAUGAUGAUGAAGACAGUGGACAUAGCUCCAGAAGGAGAGGAAGCAUCUCCAGUGGGGUUUCUUAUGAAGAGUUUCAAGUCCUGGUGAGGCGAGUGGACCGGAUGGAGCACUCCAUCGGCAGCAUCGUGUCCAAGAUCGAUGCUGUGAUAGUGAAGCUGGAGAUCAUGGAGCAGGCCAAACUGAAGAGAAGGGAGGUGCUGGGCAGGCUGCUGGAGGGAGUGGCUGAGGAUGAAAGACUGGGUCGUGACAGUGACAUCCACAGGGAACAGAUGGAACGGCUAGUGCGGGAAGAGUUGGAACGCUGGGAAUCCGAUGAUGCAGUUUCCCAAAUAAGUCAUGGCUUGGGCGUGCCAAUGGGACUAAACGGUCAGCCCCACCCCCGCAGCUCCCGCCCCCCGUCCUCUCAGUCCACAGAAGGCAUAGAGGGUGGAGGUGGAAACGGGGGCACCAAUAUCGAUGUAUAGCAUAGUAUGUGUGUUAGUAUGUGUGUCCUGAAAUACCAUAACAAGUACACUAUUUAUAUGCCCUAUACCAUAUGCUGGCCUUUGUGACUGCUUGUUUAUUCUUCUGCACUUUAAUUUAUUUUAUAUAAACUUUGCCCGUGGAUCAAAGAAGUUUUUUUUUUCCUUUUCUCAUAUAAGAAAUCUAGGUGUAAAUAUUGAGUACAGAAAAAAAAAAAGUCUUUGUAAAGUAUAUUGAGGUGUCUGCCCAAUUACUACCAUGACUGACUCUUCCCGGUUGACAAUGAAGUAGCCUUUUAAAGCUAAAAGACAAUUGUCAAAAGGCUUCUGAGUUUUAUUUCCAAUCCUGAAAAUCAGUCUUGUCAUUUUAGCCUAGUGUGUGAAGAGAGAGUAGGGGCAUUCCUUUCCACUCAGGCUUAGCUCAUGGACUUGAUACAUGGUAGCUUUCCUUUAAGAAAGGAGAUUUUUAUUUCAACUACCUUCCUGAGGUAAACUUUUCUAAAAGAUAAGUUGGAAAAGAACCCCAAACCAUAGAAAGGUAUGUAGUCAUUAUACUAGAAUUUGUAUGAACGGUUAAGAUAAAUGCAAUGCUCUUUUUGUUAUUUUAUCAUAUCUAUCACCUGAGGGACUAACCAUUAUCACCUAAUUUUUACAUUAUUUUGGCUCUCAUUUGAAAUGACCUGAGUAAAACCACAAAAGAUGAAUUAUGGGUUAAAAGAGCAUCUUGAGCCAUAACACAGAAGAGUUGGAAGGAGCUCUAAGUUGUCACUGAGUUUGACUUUUCUAAAAAUUAGUUUACUAUAAAUCAAGAUUUAUCCAUAUUUUCUUUUUCCCAUGUGGCUUAACUCAAUUGUAACUGAAUUCUAAUGUUACAGUCAAUGUAGUGAGACCCAACUUCCUAAACUUUUUGGUGUACACUGAAAGCUUGAACUCUACAAAUAUGUACAUUUUAAAGAAAUGUUUAAGGAAGUUUUGAAAUUCACAUUGAAAUAUUACAAAACUAAUGUUUUGGUUUUAUAAAGUUUUAAGAAUACAGAGCUCAAAUAUUUUUGAUUUUGUAUUUCAAAACUAAACUUUAGCAUCUAAAUGGAGUUGCAUUUAAUGAAAAGGAAGUUUUAGUAUUAAAAAUUCAUCCACUAUCAGAAAGUAUCAGCCAAAGUUUCAGUUAGUAGCCAUUUUUUUUUCACUAGGAGUGAGUCUCAUCAAAUUUAUGGGGAAAAAAAUCAAUUUCUCAAUUUAAAAAAUGGAAAAAGCUUACUUUUCAAAAAUAUUGAGUAAGGUGACCUUAUGCAUGCUGAUGGAACAAGCAAGAGAGAAUGCAGUGUUGGUGAAUAACUCUCACUUGGAAAACUGAUCAAAAAGAGAACUACUCUUUUAUUGCUUUAUUUUAAAUUCCCGCAUUGUUCAUUGAUUUGGUAGUACGUGUUGGUUGACUCUUUAGUGAAAACGAGCAAAUAGCCCUGUUUAGGCUGCCUUCCAGUGAAACACAUCGGGUUUACUUAACAGUUAUUCCCCACAGCUUCAUCUCCAUCCUCACUUUCUUUUGAAUAUGCAACCCCAAGUUCUUUAUUUCUAGGUACUAAAGUUCACAUUGCAAGGAUUUUGAGUGUGUGUAUUUAUGUAUGUGUACCAUGUUGUUCUAUAUAAACAAACUUCAAUUUGAAGUGCAGCCAUUAUGUGGUAUCCAUGUGUGUCAACCAUGUGCCAUAUAUCAAUAUGGUCACUAGAAAAUCUUCUUAUACUUAUACUGUUUUUAAUUUCACAGGUAAAUUUUUGCAAAACUCUUUUCUUUACCAAUAAGUUUUUUUUUUCUUUCUUUUCCUUUUUAGUUAUAGAGAAUUCCCUUCUCAUCCCUUUCCUGUCAUAUUCUUCUCUGUAUUGGUAACAUUAAGUAAUAUUGGUAUUAUUGUAAUAUUAAGAAGAUAUUACAUAUGCAAGUCUUUCUUAACAAUCAAGAAUUUCGUUAGUGUGUAAUACUGAGCACUUUACUUCCUAAUAAAGAUUUGAUACAAAAGCA